Diaporthe amygdali is the source of this 624-nucleotide messenger RNA. RefSeq lists its product as uncharacterized. Bases 1 to 624 code for a protein of 207 amino acids. The transcript has a single exon. NCBI's taxonomy places the organism in Eukaryota, Fungi, Ascomycota, Sordariomycetes, Diaporthales, Diaporthaceae. The record is from RefSeq and is a predicted model, not a curated record.
AUGAAUGCGUCCGUACCCACUCUCGGGCCGCAAGUAGGAUGCAGUCGCUACCACGCGUGCGAUUUUCUGCAGCUCUUGAGUCACGAUCGGCGCGGUGGAGAGCAGAUUGCGAAUCAUAGGCCGGCGCAAUUGGGUUCUGCUGGCUUCUCCGGCUUCCAGUGGGUGCGGGCGAGGCUCUCGAGUGGAUUUGCAGGACAGCUGGGCAACGGUCUGGAGUCGCGCUGGAUCCUUAUUGGUGUUCUGGUUCGUGCCGGGGCCCAAGUGAGCCUUGGGGCAGGCCUCAUGCGCGAGAGGUCAAGGACAGAGUUCGAGUUGGACUUGGACUUGGGAGCUGGAAAUGUAGCUGGAGCUGGAGCUGGAGCUGGAGCUGUCUAUAUGCGUCGUCUCGGCUCUGCCAGAAGAGGGCAGACGAAGGGCACAAGCGAUGGGGUCUUGCUCGUUAUCGUGUCGUCGGGAUGGAGUCGAGAUAUGUGGGUCGGUCGUCCCCCGAGGCUCAGCAUGAUCCAGGCUGUAGUCUCUAACGUUGGACACAGGGGCGGGUCGCAAUACCGUACGGUACUGGCACAGAAGGAGGAGGUCAAAUGGAGAGAGAGGGAGAAGGCUGCGAUGAAUGGACAAGAGUAG